Paraphaeosphaeria sporulosa is the source of this 687-nucleotide messenger RNA. RefSeq lists its product as uncharacterized. The record is from RefSeq and is a predicted model, not a curated record. Bases 1 to 687 code for a protein of 228 amino acids. NCBI's taxonomy places the organism in Eukaryota, Fungi, Ascomycota, Dothideomycetes, Pleosporales, Didymosphaeriaceae. The transcript has a single exon.
AUGUUCCCCUUCAAAACCGUCCUAAUCACCUUCAUCGAAGGCCAGCCCAUCACCCUCGAAAUCGCCCGCGAUGUCCUAUCCGCCUAUAUUACCUCCGAGCGAGCCAUGAAGACCAUCUCGCACGACAUCGCAGCCUAUCUCGAGCCAAGAAAGUGGUACAGCCUCUCGGGCGCCGCAUCGCGGAAGCGCAUCGCAGACGCAAACUACGAGCUGUUUCGCCAACUCGCACUGCUGGACUACAAGGUCCAGCAUUUCUAUAAGCAGAAGGAGAAAACGUAUGCGCAGACGAGCGUGGCUUACGGUUCUGUCUCUGAUUUCGAGGAAGAUAGGAGCAAAGGUCCAGGUGAACCCAAUCCCGUACCCAAAUCUCGCAGCCUCCCGCCCCCACAAUGGGCUGUGGAGAUACAAAAGUCGGCGGCCAAGACGCGGCACUUCGCUACACUUCUGCGCAACCCUAGUAGCUGCGCUUCAUUAGUAGAGAUCGAAAAGGUGUAUGAUGACAUGCUGGAGGUGUACGAGCUGCAGCGGCUGAAUCUCGUCGCUGUCGUGGGUAUCAUGCGAGGUCGACUUGCGUGGUUCGAUGGUGGAGAUAAGAAGGUCUGGAAGGAGAUGAUGGUCGAGGGGCCACACGUGGGUUGGUGGUUGCCGGAUUGUUUGUGUGAGGUCAGGCCGUUGAAGAAGGUCUAG